Messenger RNA from Lepisosteus oculatus (spotted gar), 5657 nucleotides. RefSeq names its product caveolae associated protein 2a (gene cavin2a). Lineage: Eukaryota; Metazoa; Chordata; Actinopteri; Semionotiformes; Lepisosteidae. The record is from RefSeq and is a predicted model, not a curated record. Gene Ontology annotation, cellular component: cytoplasm; caveola. Gene Ontology annotation, molecular function: protein kinase C binding.
AAUGCUGCUGUGCUUUGGACUCUGCGCAGCUGCCUGAACUGAGAGAGGGAGAAACGAGGACUCUGUGGAAAGGGGAGGGAACAUUAGGCUGUGCAGUAAAGAAGCAAACUUUUCCUAAAGCCUGCUUCAGAGGGAAAAAAAGAGAGCAAACUUCGACGGUUCCAUUCCUUUUUGUAUUAUUAGGUGGGACAAGACAAGAAACUCACGAGAAGAGACAACACGAAGAAGGGUGAAGAAUAAACAGCCUUAAGCAUUUGAGUGGUGAAGCAAAAGAGAAAAGUGAAAAUCAGGCUCCAGGGCUAAGGGAGAGAGCAAGCAUUCUGCGCACAGUGUAAAGAUGGGUGAAGACGGUGUUCAGGCAGAGCGAAGCAGCGCAGUCAAUUCCCAUGAGACCCAGGAUCUGGUGGUGCCCAGCCCGAGUCCUACUCAGUCCUCCCCCAGCCACAGUCUCAACCAGCUGGGCACGGGUGGGGCAGCCGGGAAGGGCACUGGAGAGGCCGGAGGGGAAGGCUCCUCACAGGUCAAUGCCAUCACAGUGCUGACGCUGCUGGACAAGCUGGUCAACAUGCUGGACACGGUGCAGGAGAACCAGCACAAGAUGGAGCAGCGGCAGGCAGAGAUGGAAACUGCAGUGAGGGGAAUCCAAAGCGACAUGACCAAGCUGUCCAAGAGCCACACCUCCACCUCCAACACGGUCAGCAAGCUGUUAGAGAAGUCCCGCAAGGUCUCUGUCCACAUGAAAGAGGUCAAGGACAAGAUGGACAAGCAGGCUGUCCAGGUCAAGAAGCUAGAGGCCAACCAUGCCCACCUUCUCAAGAGGAACAACUUUAAGGUGCUCAUUUUCCAGGAGGAGAACGAGAUCCCGUCCAGCGUUUUCGUGAAGGACCCAGUCCCCUACCCCCGGGGGCCUGAGGCUGAGGAGGAGCCACCCACAGUGGAUGCCAACCGCUCUCAGGAGGAGACCCUGCAGACAAUCAGCCUGUCUUCCGACGAGGAGCUGGGCCAUGAGGAUGAGGAAGAGGAGGUAGGGGGAGUGGGUCAGCCUGGCGAACGGCUGGAGCAGACACGCGCGGAGAAGAUCAAGCGCUCCAGCCUGAAGAAGGUGGACAGCCUGAAAAAGGCCUUUUCCCGCCAUAAUAUAGAGAAAAAGAUGAGCAAGAUCAGUACCAAGAUAGUCUCCCCAGAGAAGCGUGAGAAGAUCAAGAAAAGUCUUACUCCCAACCACCAGAAGAAUCCCAGUGCCAAGAGUUCUUCCUUCAAGGUUUCACCACUCACCUUCAAUGUUAAGAAAAUGCGGGACGGCGAUACUGUUCCGAAAGCCGAGGAGUCUCCCUCAGCUGUUGCAUCCAUUGAGCUAGAACCCCUCAGUAGCCCAGACGAAGAGGCCCCCUUUACUGUGGUGCACUCUCACUUGGCCCCAGCGGUUGAAGAGGGGAAAUCUGCAUCUGACUCCGUGGAGAAGGAGCAAGAGGAGGAGGAGCUGCCCAGCCCACGACAGAGCAGUGUGGCAACUGGUGGCCUGGAGGCAGAGCUCACCAUUGUGGAGGAUGAUGACCCCCAGUACACCCUCUCCUCCACUCUCCCACAUGACGAGCUCCACCACCAAGAAGAAGAAGCCUGCAGGAAGGCGGAAGAAAAGAUGACAGAGAUCACCUCAGAUCAAACCCCUUAAUAUCCUUCGAUGAGUCUUGCCCUGACCCUCUACACAUCCACACACCCCUCAUUCUUUUCUCAGGGCCAGGAAUAAAGAUUCCUAUCUCUGAGAACAUCCCUGAGCUACAAGAUUCCAACAUUCCUUCUACAGGACUUUUCCCACCCAAUCCCUCCUCACAAACGCCCAAAACGUUUCUGAACUCUGAAGAUUCUUCUUUCAAAAUCACUAUUCCCCCUGACCCAUACUGUUAUUUGUAAUCAUGUUGUCCUAAAUCCAGAUUGCUUUGGUCUUUUGCAAGAUCUGUUUUAUAACUUAGUAGCUAUUUCUCUAUCAAUACAUUUAGUGUGAAGAAGAGAUUUGAUUCUGGCACAAGUGAUCUGUAUUGUGCACUUUCAUGUUUAUUUUCCCUUGAUCCAGGAUUUUCUGACUCAUACCCUCCGGCUUGGAUUAUGUGGGAAGCUCUGCCUCUGUGUUAGGAAACAGCUAUACUGAGCAGCAGGAAGGACAGUUGUUGAGGGCAAAAGUUAAGGGAGGGUGAGUGCAGCGAGAGAAGGAGAGACAUUAAGCUGUGAAUCACGCUUUAGGCACACAAGCUUCAAAGCUGAUCUUAGCAGCUUGUUUUGAACAACCACUUAGCAAAAAACUAUUAUAAAACGGUGAGUGGGUAGACAUUCAUUAAGGCAUAUAGGCAGAGACCUUAUGCACAGCACACAGGCUCAGAGCAGGCAAAGGGCCUUGGAUGACUAUCUUUUCAACCACUCCUUGUUUGGCAGAGUUUAUUUCUGAACACAUUCUAUCAAACGUAAGCUUUGAGCCUGAAAGAAGAGUUUACUCUAUGUAAAGCCUAAACUUUUGUCAUUCAGCCCAACACACAACAUUUGAGUUUCAGCUAAACCCAAUAAAAUGUUUGUUUAGGAUUUCAGAAAAUAAUUCUUCUCAGUCUUUAGCUAAUCUUGAGAGGUUAGCUGUGGCAAUCCAUUCUAACAGUAGAAGUAUAAGACAGACGAAUUAUUGUUUUUUUCUAACAUCCAUCCAUUUUACAAUUGCUUCAUCCAAUUUAGUGUCGUGGUGGAGCCGAAGCCUAUCCUGAAAAGCAACAGACGCAAGGCAGGAUACACCUGGAUGGGACACCAUUCCAUUGCAGGGCAGAUACAGAUACAGACAAGCACACACUCACAACUAGAGCCAAUUUUCUCUUUUAAAAAAUCUUUUUUUUUUCCUGAAUGCACAAAUGUGGGCCUUCCGCUCCAUCAAUAUGUCUUCCAGCAUAUGACCAACAACUCCACAAAAUUCUUCUGACAGCAAAACAGGAUUCAAACUUAUCUACAAAUCUGCCUUACAUUGCAAUCAAGGAUACCAGAGAAAAAACAACAGAAAACCAGCAAAACUACUGAUAGGUACUAAUCAAUACACUGAAUGGCAGAAUCCACCUCAGGCAUUAAGAAUGCAACUGCAUUGUGCGUCAACACACAACAUAACAUCUAGUCUAAACAGAACUGCAAACUGAGAGACACUUCAUAAUAAUCUUGACAAAGUAAAAAGAAAAAGAGACUCACAGAUGUAGGUUUAGUUUGCGCCUGAAACAUACUGUAUUGUAUGUAUAACUGCUGUAGAUAAUUUUCAAAUAACUUUGAAGCAGUACAUAAACAUAAAAUGUCUUCACAAAACUGGCAGAAUGGAAUUACACUUCAAUACAAUGCCCCCCCUUAUCUGAACACAUUAAAAAAGCAAAUACAGCAAUCUUUUUAAAAUAAAGUACAUCAUCAAUAAUCAGGUAAAAAAAAAGAAGUACAAAAUUACACCAAAUAUAGUACAGAAGUGGGGGCUCACAAACCAUAAAAUCUAUAUCUGAAAAAGGGGUUAAAUUAGCCGGUCUUAAUAGUUGAAAGAUGUAUCAGAUCAUGCUGUCAGUUUCUGCCCUGGCCAAAUGUAACCUGGCCAUAUUUCUUUCCAUAAGCACAACUGCCGCAGUUAGAGCACCAGCCUGUGAAAGCACACCUGUCUCAACAUCAGAAUACAGCAGCUGAUUAUAGCAAACGAUCACAGUUUCUCCAUUCACAGCAGGUAAAGGAGAUCGAAAAAGCACAGCAGUGAAAGCGCCGUAGAUGUCAUCGAGAACAUUAAACUAUGAGAAAGAUUGAGAUCAACUGGAAGUCAUAGGGCCCUAUCAUGCUUCUUCAGCUGUUAAGGGUUUAUUCAUUAAACACUAUUAACAGAAUACCUCUAAACUGAGGUAGUGAGCUGCAGAAGGAAGGCCCAGCUCCUCCUUGCAAAGCCUGCUCCCUUCACCAUUACACAGCAGACUGAAAACCGCAGGUCUGAGAUUCACCUGUCCCUCUGGUUACACAUAGGAGCAGAGAGGUGAAAUGGUUAAACAGUUCUUUUGUAGUUGUGAGCAAGGCUGCACUGUUAUGGAUUUAGCUCUAGUUUUAUGCGUGGAGAGGUGGGCACACGUGAUGGAAUGCAGAGAAUCUUUUAUUUUUGUUAAUUUAAAAAAAGGCAUCUCUUCCAACUAUUUUUCAAUUUGUCAAAGUUUCAUUUUGCCAAAUAAUUGGUAAGGAAGAGGGAUGAGUGCAUUCUUCUACAGGUAGGAUUGAUGGCUUAGUUUCCAUUAAAUGUUUUGAUUUUGGGGGGCGUCAGAUCCAGGUGUGCUGCUCUUAGGCAAGCCUCUGGGCAACAGCUCAGCAGAGGCAUCUUUCAGUCAAGACAAGACUGACUGAUAAAGGGAGCAAUACUGGGAGGGGUAGAGAGAGAGAGAAAUUGAGAGAAGACAUUGGAGGGUUUUGAACAGAGAUUUUCUAAAAAACAGCUUUGGAAUCCAACACAUUUCCAUAUCACACAUACAGAGCUGAAUCGUGUUUACAAAGCAUCCAGCGCAGUGUAGAUUUGUAAACUUCAGUGGGUAAAAAAUAAAAACUCCAAACUAUUCACCGUUAACAAAUGCUGGCAUGUCAAUGUAGCAAAACCAUUUAUUUACACCCUAAGAUUUUUAUUUUCAGUCCUUCUAGAUUUCUAUGUUUGAGAAAAAAAACUUCAGAGGGAACUGAGCAGCAUGCUGUGAAUAAAGCUUUAUAAACAUAGACGUGCAUUUCUGCGACUCCUCAGAGCUGCAUCACAGUAGAUAUGGAGAUAGAUAAAACCAUCUUUACCUCACAUACAUCGAAGAAACAUUUGCCUCUAAACCAAUGCAACACAUCUUUUCCCCCCUCCCAUAUAAUUAUUUCUUAAUUUCUUUGCCUUCCCCCUCACUGCCAGAGAUGUCAGACAGAGAAUACUUGUCCACAGUUAGCGAUGUGAAGGAAAAAGUAACCAGGCUGUGUCAUGGAAGGUAAUUCAAUUUGAAAUGACUAACCUGCCCAACUGGUUUAAUAGCUGAUAACUAAACUCCAGGAGAGAGGUAGAAAGACUUUGAAGUACGUAGUUGAGUGUGAAAAUUAAGUGAUGUAGAGUUUCAAGGGGUCUUAAUCUGACAUGAGUUGACAAGUUUUAUUAAAGAUAAGACAACUUUGUACUCAGUGCAAAGACACCAUAUGCUUUGGACCUACCACAUGUCAUGUUACAUAAUAGAUCAAAUGCUUUAAAAAGUGUUAGAAUAUCACGAUGGAUUAUAUCAUAGGGAUUUUUAUAUGAAACUACUGAAAUUAUAUUUUCUUUAGGGGAGUUCUAUAAUAUUGACCCAGUGUAGGAUUUCCCACUUUGUGUUAUGAGUACAGAAAUGUGUGAUUUUGUUCUAAAGGGAUGGCUUUUCUUAAUUUUUUAUUUUACUUUAUCUCACAAAAAUCAGUGACAUGUAUGUUGUUUUUCAAGUGCUAACCUUGCAGAUGACACAGUAAUAUAUAUAAGUAUAUAUUGUCUUAUUGAUUUUAUUAAUAGUUAUCAAUGAUACCAAAGAGUUUCUUACCAUGGAAGAUUCACUGCUACUGUGCUAUACUGCCUUUCUGUAAUCCAUUGCAUUGUAUUAAAACAUUUUUUCAAAAGUAUAAAAUAAAGAAUUUGCACAAUU